Molecule: messenger RNA, 527 nt
Organism: Pollicipes pollicipes
Lineage: Eukaryota; Metazoa; Arthropoda; Thecostraca; Pollicipedomorpha; Pollicipedidae
Exons: 4
Coding region: 177-527 (116 amino acids)
Source: RefSeq, a predicted model, not a curated record
CGUUUUUCCCAUUUUCGUCUCCACGUUUGUAAUUGUUGCGCCAUGUUCAGUAUCUUCGUGCGUCGGUGCGUUUGUCCAUUCUCCACGCGUUACGCGGUUUGUCAGAUAGGGAGUUUGGCCCUGGUUGCAGGGUCAUAGACUGUGGUGAAGCCAGGCAGUAACAGGAAGGAUCAGAUAUGUCACAUUCCUCCAGCAAAGGAGUGGAGUAUUAUGUGGAGAAGGCAGCCCGCAAGUACCUGGGAGCCAGUGACUCAUCAGUGGUGACAGCACUGACCUCUUACAUCAAUGCUGGAUACAGCAAGGACAAGACCACCAGUAAGAUCUCGUCGCUGAUCGACGCUAGCAAGGCGGCCAAGCUGACGGCGCGGGUGUACGACCUGCUGGAGGAGAAGCGGCUGGGGCCCAAGUUCGCGGCCAAGCGGCCCGGCGCGGCGCCGGACGCCACCGAGAACGGCGCCAAGAAGAUGCGCCGCGAGGAGGCGGUGAUCUUGGGAGGCUGCUCAAACAGGCUGUUUGUCAAGAUGUGA